CUGUAAUGGGGAGCUUUGUGGAAGAUUGUGCACAGAGUGCGGUUAAAGUGAAAUGUGCUCGUGAAAAGGAGGAGGAGGGAGAAGGGAAUUGAAACUUUUGGUAUUCAAUUGAGAAGUUGUGUUUGAGAAUGUUUCAAUGGGAAGUGAUUUGGAAAAGUUGGAGUUCUGAUGAAGAGACAAUAAAGUGUGGUGGUGUGUGUGUGUGUGUGUGUGUACUUUUACAGGGGAGGGGUGGAGUAGAAAAUGGAAAAGCUCAGAAAAGUCUGCAUGCAUUUUUUCUUUAUAGACAUUGUCUCGGCAAUAAAAUGUGAUGAAAUUUAUUACAGCACACUUUUAGGGCAUGAUGAGGUAUCACAAGAAGAUGUAGAAAUGGUGGUCGAUGAUGCUUUCGAUCCCCUUCCACAUGAGGAGAAUCACUAUGUGACGAGUGAAGACGUUCAAAUGAAGGAGCGUGAAAUUGAAUUAAAAGACGUUGUGAAGGAAGGCCACGACAAGGCCGACCCGUCGCAAUUUGAACUUUUGAGAGUCCUUGGUGAGGGUUCUUUUGGCAAAGUAUUCCUAGUGCGGAAGAUUGUUGGCAAGGAUGCUGGGACGCUGUAUGCGAUGAAAGUGCUCAAAAAGGCAACACUUAAGGUGAAGGAUCGCGUACGGAGUACCAAUGAGAGGAAUAUUCUGGCUGACGUUGGACAUGCUUUCAUUGUCAAAUUGCACUAUGCCUUCCAAACUCCUGGAAAAUUGUAUUUAAUAUUGGAUUUUCUACGUGGUGGUGAUUUAUUUACUCGCCUGAGCAAAGAAGUGAUGUUCACGGAGGAGGAUGUUAAAUUUUACCUAGCUGAAUUGGCUUUGGCACUUAAUCAUUUGCAUAGUAUUGGCAUUAUUUAUAGAGAUCUUAAGCCGGAAAAUAUUCUCUUGGAUCAAGAUGGCCAUAUCGCCUUAACGGAUUUCGGAUUGUCAAAACAACCUCUGGAUGGAUCAAAGACGUACAGCUUUUGUGGCACAGUUGAGUACAUGGCACCAGAGGUGGUGAACAGGAAGGGGCAUCAUUUUGCUGCCGAUUGGUGGUCAUUUGGUGUUCUAAUGUAUGAAAUGCUAACGGGGAAUCUUCCAUUUCAUGGUGCUACACGACAAGAAACAAUGAAUCAGAUUCUUAAGACGAAGCUUGGCAUGCCGGACAAUUUGAGUCCCGAAGCGCAGUCAUUGCUGCGGGUACUGUUCAAGCGUAAUCCGCAGAAUCGUCUCGGUGCCGGACCAAGUGGUAUCGAGGAUAUAAAGAAGCAUGAAUUUUUUGCGACUAUCGAUUGGAAUGCGUUGGUGGCGAAGCAGGUGCGCCCACCAUUUAUACCGGCCGUUUCACGCGAUGAUGCCUUCUAUUUUGACACGGAAUACACGAGCAAGUCCCCACGCGAUUCCCCUGGGGGUCCCGUGAGUGCGAGUGCUCAUGAAAUUUUCCGGGGAUUCAGUUUUGUGGCGCCAGGGUUGCUCGAUGAUGCGGGUAUGCCGCUGUCAAAUGGAAGUGCCGGUGCUGGGGCACUACCGCCCAAGCUACCCUUUACCAAUGAGAUACCCGGCGUGAAGCCAGGUGCUUUCUGUGAUGAGUACAACUUGAUGCAGGAAUUGGGACGUGGUACAUUCUCAAUUUGUCGUCUGUGUGAGCACAAAACAACACGAAAGCAGUACGCUGCGAAGAUUAUUAGCAAAUCCGGCCAUGACUGCAGGGAGGAGGUGGAAAUCCUUCUGCGAUAUGGCAAUCAUCCAAAUAUUGUGACACUCUUUGGGGUGCACGAGGACAAUUCGUAUGUUUAUCUAGUCAUGGAGCUCCUCAAGGGUGGUGAAUUACUCGACAGAAUACUCACGAUACAGCGGAUGUCGGAAACGGAGGCGAGUGCUGUACUACGAACUGUCGUCUCAGCAGUUUCCUACCUUCAUGAACAUGGUGUCGUUCACAGGGAUUUGAAGCCAUCAAAUCUACUCUAUGCUUCCGUACAGCAAACACCUGAGUCCCUUAAAUUGUGCGAUUUGGGAUUUGCAAAGCAACUCCGUGCUGACAAUGGCCUGCUCAUGACACCCUGCUACACGGCAAAUUUUGUGGCACCCGAAGUGCUGAAACGGCAGGGAUAUGACUUGGCGUGUGAUAUUUGGUCACUCGGUGUUCUACUCUACAUUAUGCUCGAGGGGAAGACACCCUUUGCCAGUACACCCAAUGAUUCACCCGAAAUGAUUCUCAAUAGGAUUGGUUCCGGGCAAAUUGACACAGAUUCCGGGCGAUGGAAGACGGUUUCGUCUGAAGUGAAGGAAUUACUGCGGCAUAUGUUACACAUUGUGCCACAGAAGAGGCCAACAGCAGCACAAAUACUGAGGCAUCCGUGGCUGUGGCAACCCCCAUCGGACGCCAAUAGACCAUCAGCGGAUGUACAGUACAUUCAGCAUCUGCAGAAUAUGGCAAGUGGAGUUGGGGUGCAAGUUCGUGAUCAAACUGCAGCACUCAGAGGGGCUGUAAAUGCCACAUUUCGGGCAAUUGCAUCCCCACAGGCGGCCAAUGUGGGCCCCGUGGGGAUGUCGGAGCUGGCAAAGCGACGUGCCCGGGAUAAAUCUGCCAAUUCACAGGUAUAAUUGUUUGCGAAAGGGCCUCCCAUUCUCUGUUGAAUUUGAAAGAAAGAAAAAAAACUCUUCAGUUGCCAUCCGAGUAAAUAGCGAAUUGUUCAAAGAUUUUUUUUAUUAUAUUUUCAAGAAUGUUUUUAUUUUAUUUUAUAAUUGUAAUACAGUGUAAUCGUUUAUUUUAUUAUCAUGUUGAUUUCUUAUAUGUUUAGAUUUGUAUUUCUUUUUCUUCUAUAGAUUUAAUUUCUUUUUGUACAAAAAAAAAACAAACAAUCAAUUUAGGACGUUUUAGUCACUAGAUUUCUUUCAGCGCUUUGUAAUUGCUAUAUUUAAAAUAAUAAAAAAAGUAUAUAAUUACCUACAUAUUCCAUAAUUUAAUUAGUGAGCUAAUUAUCAACAUUUUAUGAUAAUGAUGAAUAAACUAAUUGCUAAAUUUGAUAGAAAUUAAAUAUUAACUUUGCGUUUAUUAGAUAUUUCUUAUUGGACAAAAAAACUGUACAUUCGUCUUUAAAAACAUUGAGAAAAAAUGGAUACUUUUAUUAAAAUAUUUUUCGCAUGAUUCACUUGCAAAAAAAAUGGUUAAAUUGAUUGUAGAAUGUGUUCUGAUGAGGGGAAAAGAGGUAAAGUAAUUUUUACAAUUUAAUUGUUAAUAUAAAAAUAAGGUGUGUAUAUGGAUGGAGGUUCUAUUUGGAUAUAAAUGAUCAAAUAAACAUACAAAAAAAAACACUCUGCUUCCACUGCUAAAAUUGUAAGAAUAAAAUUACACACAUGUUAGUAAAAAAAAACUUAUACAAUACAACUUACUUUAAAGAUGAUAAAGACAAAAAGCGUACCUUUUUUUCUAUGUCACUAACCGGGUAUGGUUGCAAAGAAAAUUAAAAAAAAAGAAAAUAAUGUGGCAAAA
This is a messenger RNA of Lutzomyia longipalpis, 3499 nucleotides long. RefSeq names its product ribosomal protein S6 kinase 2 beta (gene S6kII). The transcript has 6 exons. The record is from RefSeq and is a predicted model, not a curated record. NCBI's taxonomy places the organism in Eukaryota, Metazoa, Arthropoda, Insecta, Diptera, Psychodidae. Gene Ontology annotation, biological process: intracellular signal transduction; protein phosphorylation. Bases 244 to 2610 code for a protein of 788 amino acids. Gene Ontology annotation, molecular function: ribosomal protein S6 kinase activity; ATP binding; magnesium ion binding.